AUGAGACGAAAUCUGAAACAUCAUAUUUUGACGAUAUGCAAAGAGGAUAGGAAUUGCUCAGCGUGUACGACUCCAUGUCGAGAAACCCUAUCAGAUACUGGAAAGUGUGGACAAAAUGCUUGCUUGGAAUCAUUUGAUGUGAGCAGUUGUGAAAGAUCUUGCGAUUUCUUGCAUGAGAUUUUCUCCGAGAAACCCGGGGCUUGUCCAGUGGUGAACAAUGUCUCAAAUUAUGAAUGCACAGCGGAAUGUCGUUUGGAUGGAGAUUGUUUGGAAACAUCGAAAUGUUGUGCAUGGGGAUGUUCAAGGAGAUGUUUACAACCUGUCAAAUCAUCAACAACAUUUAAAAGAAAAUCUCUUUUCACAAUCCCUCCACUUCCAUCAACAAUCACUGUACAAGAAAGGAAAAGAAAAAGAUCUGCAGUCGUUCGAUGGGAGUCAAAAGGUGGCCAAGAUUUGAGUGAUCUUUAUGUGAUUGAGUGGAGAUGGGGAUUGCAUCCUGAAGCGAUGACAAAUUGGCAAACUGUUGCAUUGAAAAAUAAAGACUACGCAAUUUUGAAGCAUCUUCUUUCUCCUGGAAGAUUCUAUCAAUUCCGUGUCGCCGCCGUGAAUCGCUUUGGAACUCACGGCUUUUCCGAGCCGAGUCAGCCAUUCAAAUUGAGCAAAGAAGCUCGAGCUCCAGGUCCACCUCGAGAAUUAUCUCUAGGAGAAGCAAAAUUAGAUGGAGAACAGUGGAGACAAUCGAUUUCAUGGACACAACCAUUAUCUGAUUUGCCAAUAACUGGAUACCAAGUAUCAUGGGCUAUCUCGAAUGAUCAAGAGCUCAAAUCUUAUGAGGAAAUGCUUCGACGACAAGCGAGCACGGAUAAACAUGAGAAAAGAGAUGUUGAUGAAGAAGAAUGGACAAUUGUGGAAAGAGAUCGAACAACAGUCAUCGUUCCAUCACAUUCAACCCAAACAUUCUUGGAGAGACUCGAUUCGAAAACUGUUUAUCUUAUUGAAAUUCAAGCAAUGGCUGACUCAGCCGAAGGACAAUUGAACGGAGAAAAAGCGGUGACAUUUGUGAAAACGAAAGGAUUCGAUGAAUUGGAUGAAUUGGAUAAAUUGGAAAAAAAUGAGAACCCAUUGCCAAAUGUACCCACUGGAGCUCCUGGAAAAGUUGAGGAAGUCGAUCGAUUACAUGUUGAGACUCCACAUUUUACCGACUCUCUCAUCAUCCCCAUUAAUUGGCUGAAUUCGAGAAUUUGUGGGCCAAAAAGGAGAACUUUCAAUGUCAAGUAUUCACCGGAAAAAUGUGCAAAUGGACAUUCAUUAAAUAAAAAGAAUGAAGAGAAAACUCAAGAUUGUUCGAUUUCUCUUCAAAAUUUGGAUUUCCAAUGCACGUAUUUGGUUCAAAUUUUUGUCGAUGAUCAAGAAAAGCCCGGAGUGAUCGGUUCAUUUGAAACGAGAUCCUGUGAAGAGACACCGACAACUGGGAAAGCUCCGUGUGAUUUUGAAAGAACAAAACUACGAUGUGCUUGGGAUUUCGCGUCGAUUGAAUGCAAUUGGGAUCGAUUAAUUGCCGGAGAAAGGGAUACAAUUAUUGGAUAUCGACUUGUUCUCUCAUCGGCACUCCGUGAUGACCACAAUAUCUCAAUUCUUCCGCCACAAACGAGAAGAACGCGCUUUGAUGGAGUGAUUCCAUCAAAAGAAUAUCAUGUUGAGAUUCAACCAAUCACAAAUCGAGGUGUCGGUGUGGCCGAAACGGUGAUUAUUCCCGCAAUUGAAGAAAUCGAUCCAUCAGAUCCACAGCUCAAUCAAUUAGAAAGUUUGAAUUUGUUAAAUGGCACAUUAAAGGAAAAGCGAAUCGAGAAAUGGCAA
This is a messenger RNA of Mesorhabditis belari, 1857 nucleotides long. Lineage: Eukaryota; Metazoa; Nematoda; Chromadorea; Rhabditida; Rhabditidae. The record is from the annotation of a GenBank genome assembly.